UUGACUUCUUAGUGUGGUGAUGAAAAGUUUUUAUUUUGAAUAUUGGUUUUGUUAUUAAAUUUUCUCUCUGCGGAAAUUACUUAUAAGUUAACGUUUGGAUCUGUAUGGAAGUGUAUGGUGUCAAAUCGAAGUUCUUUUUAAGCACGUGAAGUACGCACUGUUAAACAUAGGAUGACUUCUCCACUCAUUCCUCAAAAAGUUCUUAAGUUUGAAAGUUUUAUAAACGAUGUCCUUAAGGAGGAACUGAAGGAAGUGCACGAACGAAUAGACUAUUUAAAUCAAGAACUUGCCGACUUUAGUCAGCUGAAAAGUUUCAUAGAAUCCGUAGCAGAGAACAAUCUGCACGAAGAACCACUGAAAUCGAAAGUUGACGUUGGAUGUAAUAUUUAUCUUCAAGCUGUGGUCAGCAAUCCCUCACAAAUUUACAUUGACGUUGGACUUGGCUUAAAAGUUCUAUUUACACAUUCGGAAGCACUACAAUUUAUCAGGAAAAGAACUAAAAUCUUAAAGGAUCAACAUCAGAUUUUACAGAAUCGAAGUGCGCAAAUCAGAGCUCAUAUUAAAUUAGUCCUCCAUGGUAUUCAGGAACUUCAGAACAUUAAAUGAUUGAUCAAAUUGAUGACCAGAAGUAAAGAAUCCUGAGAAUCUGCCCAUUUUGUCAUUUAUUUCCUGUAAUCUACUCUGCGAUUCUCCUGGUUUUCUC
Bemisia tabaci is the source of this 703-nucleotide messenger RNA. The record is from RefSeq and is a predicted model, not a curated record. NCBI's taxonomy places the organism in Eukaryota, Metazoa, Arthropoda, Insecta, Hemiptera, Aleyrodidae.